Molecule: messenger RNA, 2573 nt
Organism: Sphaeramia orbicularis (orbiculate cardinalfish)
Lineage: Eukaryota; Metazoa; Chordata; Actinopteri; Kurtiformes; Apogonidae
Product: spindlin-1-like
Exons: 5
Coding region: 147-854 (235 amino acids)
Biological process (GO): gamete generation
Source: RefSeq, a predicted model, not a curated record
AAACGUAGUCUUUUCUCCUCAACUCCCAUUUCCCACAGGUUUCGCGAGAUUUUACACAGGCGGGUUUUGUGUGGUAACAAUUCUCUGCCAGACGACCUGACAAUACUGAUAUGAAAUCUGCGUAAAGCCGUUGAAUUCCUGGAGGCAUGUCCAAGAAAAGGGGCAGAAAGCGGAGUAGCGGGGAGCUGAGUGACACAGUGACCCCUGAACCUAACAGCAUUCUGGGAGUCCGCAUACAGCAUAACUGGCGUGAGAAAGGGAACCAGAGCAAAUGGAAAGGAACGGUACUCGACAGGCUAAGCGUCAAUCCAUCUCUCUUCAUGGUGAAGUAUGACGGCUUCGACUGCGUCUAUGGAAUCGAGCUGUUCAAGGAUGAAAGAGUGUCCAACCUCCAAGUCUUGUCCGAAAAAGUUGUUAAUAAUAAAAUCAAGAUACCUCCAGGGGCAGAGGAGCUGGUGGGAAAAGCUGUGGAGCAUCUGUUUGAAAAAGAAGAUGGAGAGAAGAAUGAAUGGAGAGGCAUGGUCCUCUCCAGAGCUCCAAUUAUGACCAACUGGUAUUACAUUACUUAUGAAAAGGACCCCGUUCUUUAUAUGUACCAGCUGUGGGAUGACUACGCUGAUGGAGAUCUCAGGAUUUUGCCUGAAGCAGAAAACAAGCACCUGUUGCCUGCAGACAGGAAGCCAGGAGAAGAGACGGAAAGCCUGGUGGGAAAACAAGUGGAGUACGUUACUGACAAGGGUGUGAAGAGAACCGGUCUGGUGAUCUACCAGGUCCCAGCCAAGCCCUCUGUCUACUAUAUCAAAUAUGACGAUGACUUUCAUAUCCAUGUCUAUGACUUGGUCAAAACCACUUAGACAUAGUGGACACUUUAUCUCCAGCCUCCCUCCAUCUGCUUAUAUUUCACUCAUUGUUCUAACCUGUUAAUCAAAGCCAUUACAGGGUUAAAAGGUUAAUAUGCUUUGUUCAGAAGAAAGUGCAAUAUGUUUUCCAUAUGCACAGCAGUACUGUAGCACUGCUACGCUAGGCUGUUGCUAAGAGGAGGAGUCACCUUGUUUUAUUGUUGCUGCUGUUCUUUUUAUUUUAAGUUUGGACGGUUCACGAUCCCCAACAGCUGCAAAAUGCAGUGCGUUGUUGUCCGGGCAUACUCACAGACGUGACUUUAGAAAUACAAAUGUAUCAGACAAGCUGCUCAAAAGCACUUAAAGCCACUUUGUCAAAUUGGAACUGAAACAGUAUUGUAAAUUCACCUGAAUGUGGGCCUUUUAUUUUCAGAAGUUGCAUCCAUUCAACUGAACUCUACUUUUUUGCACCAUAAUAAGCACUCUAACAUUUAAACUGUAGUACCAAUUGGUUGCAUAAUUAAAGUAUUUUCAUUAAACCUUGAACUCUAAUUCCUAGUUUUAACAGUACAAGGCCUAUUGUGUCCAAUGUACAGGAGAAGAUAGUAUGCUAAAUUGUCAUGUAAACCUGAUUCCACCAAAAUCAUCAAGUGCCUUCUGGCUUGUCGUUUUGCAAUAGUGUAUAGAUUCUGACUGUGCUUUUAGUCUUGUCAUAGCAUAUGAAGGCUGUUAUUUGGUAUUCAUGUAGAAGUUCAAUGCUCUUCACAGAAUGGUGACACUGACAGCUUGAGGAAAGUUUUGCAACCAUUACUUAUAUAUGUGCUGUAUUUUGCUGUUAAUGCAGUAUAAAACUAUACCUAAAUAUAACAUGCAUUAUCAAUGGUUGUAUAAUCUCACUGCUGAUAAUGUGGGGAGCACUUUAAUGUAUAAAGUUUACAUGUUUAGGUUAUGGUUUGCUUUAUAAUUGGCCAAAAUUGAUUUUUUUCCUCAUGAGAAAAUGCGACAGUAUAUGCUUUACAUCACAUGCAUGAAGAAAAAAAAAGUAGCAAUAUUAAGCUAUACAAUUUGUGUAUAAUGCCAUGUGUUACCUGUUGUGAUUACGCUCAUUUACACAACCAUCCCAUCAAAACACUACCAGCUUUGAUUAUAAGUGUACAUAAAGUAAAUGGAAGAUUCGCAGAUAUCCUCAACUACAAGACCAGUUUGCUGACUGUAUGUAACUCAGUCUACACUUAACAAUUUUGUCUUAGUUUUGCCAACAUGAUGGCUAAGCUUCAGUAUGCUUUUCAUCCAGGCUUUUUCACUGUCCUAGUUGCAGAGUUACUUCUCCUUUGCCUUCUUUAAGUCUUUCAGUGUAUCCCUCAGUGGACUAGUUAACUGAUAAGUAUACUGUUAAUGUUACUCUUGGCUUUCAAUAGCCUGCAUGCAUCAUCACUGGAACGGAGUGCCUCAAGACUCUGAAAACUCCUUUUUCUGGACAGUGGAUGUAACUGUUGAAGAUUCAGUACAGUUUGUAAAACCCACAUUAAAACACUAAACAAUCCAGAUGAGUUAAUGUUCUACAUCACCAAUACUGGUGCUGUGCUGUGAAGUGUUUUUUUGUUGUGCAGAGUGGAACUACAAAUGUGCGUUCUUAAUACUUUCAGCCUCCUCCUCCCGCUCUGAAGUUGUAGCAGCAUCAACAGGCAGUUGUGUUAUUAUUCAGUCAUGGUUAAUAAAGAUUUUUGCACAUUU